This is a messenger RNA of Adineta steineri, 1173 nucleotides long. The record is from the annotation of a GenBank genome assembly. NCBI's taxonomy places the organism in Eukaryota, Metazoa, Rotifera, Eurotatoria, Adinetida, Adinetidae.
AUGUCAUUUCUUCUUAUAUUUUUUAUUCUACCUUAUCUUUGUACAAGUUCUUAUCCAUAUGGAUUAAUUCGUAAUGCUUCAAUUAAAAUUCCACUUGAUAUGAAUGAUGAUCGUGGUCAUAUAUUAAAAAGUCAAGAUUGUAAUCAAUGUCUUUGUAAUGCAUUUAGUAAUCCGAAAGUUGCUUUAUUUACAUGCACUCAAAAUGAAUCGAUAAAUGUUACUUGUCAAUUUUAUUAUUUUAUGCCAAUACGGGAUGAAAUUCAAUAUCCAAAUGUUUAUACAAAUAUAUAUUUAAUACAAACUAAUGAAACAUUUGAAGAAAAAGAUGAUUGUUGCAAUACAACUACACUUAUCAAUAAAAUCAACGAAGCAUUACGUACUAAAGAAAAUGUUACAACUGGACCGUUACGUACACUUGCUGAUGGUGAUAAUAAUACAAUAAUCACAGUUGCUUCUCAUCGUGAUGAUAGUGAAAAAAGAAUAUUGCUUAAAUUUGAUAAAUCAACAUUUAAACCUGUGGAUAUACCAAAAAUUUCAGGACUUAAAGCUGCUGGCUAUUAUGAUGAGCAUUAUUAUCUUGGUACAGAUGGAAAUAUAUAUGUUUACAAUAAAAAUCUAAGUACACUACUACAUACUAUUACAAGUAUAGGUGCUAUAAACGCGAUUCGUUUUAUUGAUAAAACACAAGAAAUGAUUGUGGGUACAGCUGGUAACGGUAUCUAUGUAUGUAGAAAAGAUGAAGUUAAAGGCUAUCUUAUAAACUGUACAUUAAUUCCGAGAAUUUAUAAUGACGAACAAUUACAUGCUGUUGGCGUUGUUAAUGAAAAUGCAUUUUAUGUUGGUUGGGAUGAUACAGAUCCGGGCAUUCAUUUAUAUACGAGAAAUCCGAGGGAUAAUACAUGGACAACAAAAGAUAAUGAUAAAAUUACUCACGGUUACGAAACAUCAGAUAUUAUUAUCGAUAAUUGUAAACGAAUAUGGGCAGUUGUAGCGCACGGCGAUAAAGUAAUUAUUUAUGGUCAGAAUAAAACAGUUUUAGGUGCAUUUAAUGUGGUUGAUAAAAGUUUAUUUAAUCUUAUGAUUGCUGAAAAUUAUACACUUAUCAUGUCACAUGGAUCUAACAAUGGUUUAACUCGUAUUAAACCAGAUUUAAAUUGUCGACCACUUCGUUGA